CGCUCGAGGCUCGGCGCCCCGCACCCCGCGCCCCCCUCGCGCUCGCCGCCGCCAGGAGAAGAAGCUGCGACCUGGGGUUUGAAUAAUUCGUUCAAGGUUACCACGUUGAUAGUGGGACAAGGACUGAAUCACCAGCACUGGCUGAAGGUUUGCUGGCAUGGGUAAUCUCAUUAAGGUGCUAACCAGGGACAUAGACCACAAUGCAGCACAUUUUUUCUUGGACUUUGAAAAUGCCCAGCCUACAGAGUCUGAGAAGGAAAUUUAUAAUCAGGUGAAUGUAGUAUUAAAAGAUGCAGAAGGCAUCUUGGAGGACUUGCAGUCAUAUAGAGGAGCUGGCCAUGAAAUACGAGAGGCAAUUCAGCAUCCAACAGAUGAGAAGUUGCAAGAGAAGGCAUGGGGUGCAGUUGUUCCACUAGUAGGCAAAUUAAAGAAAUUUUACGAAUUUUCUCAGAGGUUAGAAGCAGCAUUAAGAGGUCUUCUGGGAGCCUUGACAAGUACCCCAUAUUCUCCUACCCAGCAUCUAGAGCGAGAGCAGGCUCUUGCUAAACAGUUUGCAGAAAUUCUUCAUUUCACACUCCGGUUUGAUGAACUCAAGAUGACAAAUCCUGCCAUACAGAAUGACUUCAGCUAUUACAGAAGGACAUUGAGUCGUAUGAGGAUCAACAAUGUUCCAGCAGAAGGAGAAAAUGAAGUAAAUAAUGAAUUGGCAAAUCGAAUGUCUUUGUUUUAUGCUGAGGCAACCCCAAUGCUGAAAACCUUAAGUGACGCCACAACAAAAUUUGUAUCCGAGAAUAAAAAUUUACCGAUAGAAAAUACCACAGACUGUCUAAGCACCAUGGCUAGCGUCUGCAGAGUCAUGCUGGAAACCCCGGAAUAUAGAAGCAGAUUCACAAACGAGGAGACAGUAUCAUUCUGCUUGAGGGUGAUGGUGGGUGUCAUAAUACUCUAUGACCAUGUACAUCCAGUGGGAGCAUUUGCCAAAACUUCAAAAAUUGAUAUGAAAGGUUGUAUCAAAGUUCUUAAGGACCAACCUCCUAAUAGUGUAGAAGGUCUUCUAAAUGCUCUCAGGUACACAACAAAACAUUUGAAUGAUGAGACUACCUCCAAGCAAAUCAAAUCCAUGUUGCAAUAACAGUUCUGGAAUAAGCGCCUGCUGUAGACAGAAGACAGUAUUCUGCAGUGACUGAGAAUGCACAGUUUUUAGUGAUUGCAAUUUCGAUCUCAUUUACUCUUGCUCUUUAUUUCUUUCCUCUGUUCCUCUUCCCUCUUUUUUAAUCAUGUUCUUGUUCUUAAGACUUCCUUUCUGUGCCAAAAUCAGUAAGGUUAUACUCUGAAGGAGCAUAAUCCUUCAAAUGGGCCAUCUGAGGCAGCUAAUUAUGCAUUGCAUUGGGAUCUCUACUGAGAAAAAUUCUGUGACUUGAACUAAAUAUUUUUAAAUGUGGUUUUUUUUUGAAAACUAAUAUUUAAUAUUGCUUCUCCUGCAUGGCAAAACUGCCUAUACUGCUAUUUAAAAAAACCCUCAAUGACUUUAUUUUCUACUGCCGCUUUUUUCAUGUGCAGCCAAAAUGAAAAUGUUUAAAUUAACUGUGCUGUACGAAUGGUACCCAACAGAAACUUUUUAAAUUAGACUUUGUUUAACGUUUUAGGUUUGCAUUUUGACUUUUUUUGUAAGGAUGUAUGUUGUGUGUUUAACCUUUAUUAACUAACGUUACAAACUGUGAUGUGUGCGUAGACUAUUACGUAUGCAUGUUCAUGUUUAAAGAAUGGCUGUUGAUGAUAAAAUAAAAAUCAGCUUUCAUUUUUCUAAGUGUGGCUUGGUUUACUGAUGUUUUGUUUUUAGGCUUCUAAAGCUUUCCCCGUGUGGAAUUACAUGGGAGGCAUAGGCACGUCAUGUCAUUUACCCUUCUUGGAGGGAAGAGCUGGGUCUUCUCAACAGUAUUUUUGCUCAUUAUCAUCUAUGUACACAAUUUUAAUUGUUUUUAUAAUCUUGCUGACUGCAGCGCAACCAGUGAUCUUGUCAUGAACUUGACUUCCAUUCUUGAUUGACUUGUGAAUGUAGUUCUAGAAGGAGAACUACACUCCUGCUUGGCUGGCUGUUCCCCGGAGUGAGAGGUCAGCGACCGGAAGCCAAGAGUGUGGAAAGAAAAACAGUGCUUAACCCUGGCAGGAGAGGGAGUGUGGGAGGCUCUUCCCAGGAGGAGGCUGAAGGCCAUGAUCUCACUCACUUGUGAGAGGCUGAAGCUAGCCUCUCUGUUACUUUAAGAUCAUAAAACCUUAUUCAUGAAAUCCAAGUGUCAUGACAGGGAUAAGCUACUCGAGGCUUGUCUAGUUGGAUCGUGCUGGUGGUUUAAUGGCGUGUCAGCUAGGAUAUGAUUGAAAGGGUUGAUUGUGGAAGAAACUCUUGGAGGCUUCCAUUGUGACCUUCUGCUUUAAUAGUGCACAGUCCUGACACCCAAAGUCCCUCACGCAGGAUCCCCGUGACCUCUCAGGCCUUUGUGACAAGCUCUCCUGCCUCACACCUGCUCUCCGCCAGGCCCUCUUGCUGUUACGAUAGUCGUGUGUUGUCAAGCUCUCAUAGCUGUGGUCUGCCCUCCCUCAUGUCUGUCUGACGUGCACCAACUCUCAUGUUCCAAGGACCAGCUGGUGUCACCUCCAGGAAGCCUUCAGGAUAACACUGGCCACAUCCUUCUAAGAGUAUUGUAAUGGGUUCAGUAGGGGCCCCAAAAGAUAGGUCCACUCAGAAUCUGGAAGUGAUUCUUGGAACCACUUGGGAAAAAAGGGUAUUUGCAAUUAGAAUAAGGAUUUGGGGAUGAGAUCAUCCUGCAAUAGGCAAGGUCCUAAUUUCUAGGACAAGUUCUUAGACAUGAAGGGAACGCCCACGAAGAGAAGGCCGCCAGAAAAAGCCAGAGAUGAGCAUCUCCAUACCCAGGGACCAAGAAGCUGGCGGGAAGCCAGGAAGGGGGUUCUCUGGGCCUCCUGAAGGAACCAACCCCGCCAACUCUGCCACCGACACCUUGACUUCAGACCCCUGCUCCUGGCCUUUGUGCUGUUUUAAGCCACUGUCGUUUGUCUCGGCGGUCCUCGGAAUGUAUGUGAGUUCUCAGACACCCCGAUGUUUACCUGCACUUGGUAUCUUUUCUGAUCCUGUGAGAACUUGAGAGAAGGGCCAUGUUGGAUUUCCCCUCAGGUCCUAAGGAUCUUGCACAGAAUCGGAAUUUGAGCUGGUGCCCAGUAAAUGCUUGAGUGGAGUGAAAUGGAUACGCGUCAGAGGGGACCACGCAGCUGGAGUAGCUAGAAGGAUACUGCGGUGGCCUCUGCCGUCGUCACUCCCACCCUGCAUGCCGGAGAACACGUGGAAGGGUCUCUGUAACUCUAGCUCGGGGCUUAGCGAACUAUGAUGUUGGCCAAUCCGCCCGCCACCUGUUUCUGUACAGCCUGUGAACUAAGAAUAGUUUUUACAUUUUCUAAAAGGUGAAAAAAGAUAUCUUGUGGCAUGUGUAAAGUAUAUGAAAUUCAAAUGCUAGUGUUCAUAAAUAAAAUUUUAUUGCAAUAUAGUCUCAUUCCUUUGUUUACAGUUUAUCUACGGCUGCUCUUGCACCAGACAGGAGAAUGGAAUUCUGUGACAGACCCUGUGGCCUUCAGGCCAAAAUAUUUCAUGCCUGGCCCUCAACAGACCCCUCCUCUAGCUAGAGGAGCAGGUGUGCGCUUCCUAGUGUGAUGGAAGCUGCAACCUGGUAAGUGGAGGUCUGUGCCAGAAGAUGGAUUCCACUUGCCAUUCAGAUAAAGAGCAAACGGGCACCUUUUCACCAGCCACCUCUGGUCUCUCAAUGUCUGCUGGCUGUGAGCUCAGCAGAAGGCGGGGCAGGAUUAACCUAGUGAG
Talpa occidentalis (Iberian mole) is the source of this 3880-nucleotide messenger RNA. RefSeq names its product CYFIP related Rac1 interactor B (gene CYRIB). Bases 158 to 1132 code for a protein of 324 amino acids. The record is from RefSeq and is a predicted model, not a curated record. Lineage: Eukaryota; Metazoa; Chordata; Mammalia; Eulipotyphla; Talpidae. Gene Ontology annotation, molecular function: small GTPase binding. The transcript is spliced from 13 exons. Gene Ontology annotation, biological process: positive regulation of T cell activation; regulation of actin filament polymerization.